Molecule: messenger RNA, 1263 nt
Organism: Paramecium tetraurelia
Lineage: Eukaryota; Ciliophora; Oligohymenophorea; Peniculida; Parameciidae
Exons: 1
Biological process (GO): phosphorelay signal transduction system
Molecular function (GO): phosphorelay sensor kinase activity
Source: RefSeq, a predicted model, not a curated record
AUGAUAAAUUUAUUAGAUGAGACAUCUAAGAUCGUUAAAUUGGAUUAGGAAAGUAAACACAUUUUUCAGAAUUAACUGCUAAACUCAUUUUCUCAUGAACUAAAAACGCCUUUAAAUUGUAUUUAAUAGUUGGUGGAAGUUGUUAUGUUGAAAGUGAAUACAGAUCUAUAAGAAAAUAUAUUGAAACCAAUAAAAUGGCAAACUGAUUUAUUGCUUUGUUAAAUUAAUGAUAUACUUGACUAUGCAUCUUUUGAGAUUAAUGAUUUUCGUUGGGAUUUUUAAUUGUUUUUUUUAGAAGAUUUGUUGCAAGAAUGCAUUUCAAUAUAUUAUUAGGCUUGCAAAUAAAAAGAUAUAGAUCUAAAAUUAGAAAUGAAUUCAUAAGAUAAACAUAUGGUAAAUAACGACUAUAAAAGGAUGAAAUAGGUAAUUGUAAAUCUUUUAAACAACUCAAUCAAAUUCACUUAAUAGCAAGGUGAAAUUGUUUUAAAAGUAUAAGAGGCAAAAAAUAAUAUGUAUUUAAUUUAAGUAAUUGAUACUGGAUUAGGUUUAUCAUCAGAAUAGCUUUGGCAAUUGCAAAUGAAUAUUGAACAGGAUAAUUUGCAAAGCGAAUAUCAUCAAUUUCAUGUGGGGUUAGGAUUAAAGGUUGCUAACAGAUUGAUUAGAGGCAUGUCAUCCUUAUAAAAUGGGUUAAAUAUAGAUUCAACUUUGAAUAAGGGCACAAUUAUAUCCUUUACUAUUGAAGAUUUCUUGGAGGAUAACAAUAGUUAAGGAUCAGGAUCGGAAACAAUAAUGAAAGAUGCUUAAUUGAGUAGAUAAUUGAGUCAACUUACCACUAGAGAGUUUAAAUUUAUCAAAUAAAUCAUUUGUAAAUGUAAUAAGAUUUUGAUUGCUGAUGAUAUUCCUUUUAAUCAUCAUGCUUUGAAAAUGAUCCUAUAAGAAUUAAAUUAUCAAGCCGACAGUGUUUAUAAUGGCUAAUAAGCUAUAGAUGUAGUUUAAUAAAGAAUUUAGAACAAUAAGUGUCACCCAUUUUAUUCAUUAAUUCUGAUGGAUAUAGAGAUGCCUAAGUAAAAUGGAUUUGAAGCAUCCCUAAAAAUCAAAUAGAUACUUGGGGAUUAAUGUGAUUAAACUACAAUUGUAAUGUGUUCAGCAUAUGAUAAUUAAGAGUGCAUCAAAAUGUGCUAGAAUUGCUUAAUGAGCGAUGUGUUGCCAAAACCAAUUACCAAAAUGAGUUUACAAUAUAUCAUCGAGAAAUAUCUAAGAUGA